Molecule: messenger RNA, 1837 nt
Organism: Larimichthys crocea (large yellow croaker)
Lineage: Eukaryota; Metazoa; Chordata; Actinopteri; Sciaenidae
Gene: marveld1
Product: MARVEL domain containing 1
Exons: 1
Coding region: 300-797 (165 amino acids)
Biological process (GO): myelination
Cellular component (GO): membrane
Molecular function (GO): structural constituent of myelin sheath
Source: RefSeq, a predicted model, not a curated record
UCCAUCACCCAGCCCCCCAACACAGACUCUACAUUCAGCAGAGGAAACGGAAAAGACGAAACAUACAAGAAAGUUUUUCAUUUCAAAACCCCGGGGCUGUGGAAAGAACAGAGAGUUCCUUUUUUUUAAAACCUUAACUUGUCCACUUUUGGCUUCAUUGUUGGACCACAAACCCGGCCUCCCACCCCUGUUAUUUCCACUUUUUUUUGCCCAUCUUUUUCCCCAGCUGUCUGCAGCUGGCAGAAAGCACCCGCCCUGUCCGGGAAAAGGGGACCGAGAGUGACCGGAGGAGGAGAGAGAUGCCACCCCAAUCUCCCCAGCCGCAGGUGAGGGAGAAUAUCCUGAAGUUCCUCAAGAGUUUUUUGGGAAUCAUCCGGAUCCUGCAGAUUGUGUUCGGUGCCGGGCUGUGGGUCACCAUCGCCGCCAACAAAUACGAAGGAUCCAGCCACUUCGUCCUGUUCGUCGCAGUCCUCUUCUGGCUCCUCACCCUCGAUCUUUUCUUCCUCACCCUCCUGGACAAGCAGGACCUCGUCCCGUUCCUGGGAGGGGAGCGCUGGUUGCCCACCAACCUGGCGCAUGACGUGGCCGCCGCCGUGCUCUACCUGCCGGCCAUAGGUAUCAUGAUCUACAAGACGGGUCGCAACUCUUUCUGCACCCUGGAGCAGUACAAGCACUCCUGUCCGUACAAGGUCUACCUGACGGCCGCCGUGUUCGCCUGCCUGUGCUGCCUGGUUUACCUCCUGUCGGUUAUUUAUGGGGCUUACAGGAAGUGUCGAGGAGAACGAACGGUCUUCUGAUGAGACUGAGAUUGUGGGAGGGUGGGGUGGUGAUGGCAACAGGGAGACAGGAGGAUAUGGGGGGGUCUUUGAGGGUGGGUAUCCACAGCAAGAUGAGGAAUAGUUAACUUCACUGUAAUUUAACUCAACAGCUACUCUAAUCACAGAUUUAUCUGCAUUGUCUCCCCAGAAUCAUCCCAAAUCACUCCAAGUGUGUUUAACAUGAAAACACCCUGAAACAGAGGCCAGGGUGGGAAUCUGAUUGGAAAUAUGUAGGGAGGGCGAAGUAUUGUAACCCUUUAUGAAGGUACAAGUCUCUUAAGUUUGCUUCACAGUAAUUUAAAUGCAGUUUCUCCUCAUAAAGAAUCAUUAUAAUAUUCCUGUGUGGACUUAUUAUAGUGUGCUAGCAGUGUAUUCAGUGUUACGUGGCCUUAACAUGUGUUUUGUAGAUUUGUGUUGAUACUGGUAACCAUCCAUCUACAAGCCAGAUGCCAAAAAUGUUGAUGGGACGCUGUGUAAAUGAAAACAGGAUGCAGUGAUUUGCAAAUCCCUUUUGACCUAUAUUCAAUUGAGUACAGCACAAAGGCAAGAUAUUUAAUGUUCAAACAGAUAAACGUUAUAGUUUUUUGUAAAUAUACACUCAUUUUCAAUUUGAUGCUUUCUGUUUGUGUUUACAGUUCACACAGCGUCAUAACUUCUUUUCUUUUUAGAAUCAGGGUUGUAAAACGUCUCAUAGGAUCGCCACAGUUUUUUUCUCAAGGGAUUCUUUUCGUUGCCUUUUUUUUCUUCUAAAGUAUAUAUUUUUAUGUGUUUUUGUACGGCUAUACUGAGCAGUUACUGAAGCGUGACGGACUAAAACACUCUUUUACCAGUUUUUUUGUUUUGUCUGACUCACAAAACAUUUUUUUUCUUUCUUUUUCAUCAGUGCCUUCUGUCCAAAUGUUGUACACUGAACAAACAGCAACACAUACAACACAAUAUGGAUGUGAUUGGUGCUACAAGUGUUCAUUAUGUAAAAGCCAAAGAGUAAAAAGCGAACAAAUAAAGAGCAGUAAGUGAGA